AUGGCUGGAGAAAUCAAAACUGUCAUGAUACUCGGUGGGCGUGGAAACCUCGGACCAUACCUCAUUGCUGCACUUCUUCAAGCUGGCUUUGAAGUCUCCAUCUUGAGCCGUUCGUCCAGCGUGACCGACGCGACAUUUCAAGGAGCUAAUGUGGUCAAAUCUGAUUACACUUUCCCGUCUUUGGUCAGUGUCUUCACCGGCCAAGACGCUGUUAUUUCCACUCUUUCAACAGCCAACGUCGCUGAACAGAUGGUUGUCAUCGAUGCUGUUGCGGCGGCAAAAGUCAAGCGUUUUAUGCCUAGCGAGUUUGGCAGCGAUACUUCGGUGCCUGGACUUGAAACCAUGGCACCUUUCCUCAAAGGAAAGCAGGAUGUUAUGGACUAUGUCAAGACUAAAGAGGUGGAAGGGCUCUCUUGGACUGCGCUUUACACUGGACCGUGGAUUGAUUGGAUGCUGAUUGAAGGUCGUGGGCUGUUGUGUCUCGACAUCAAGACCAAGACUGGCGAGCUUGUGGACUCUGGCGAACCGAAAUUCACCACUACAACCGUAUCUCAGGUUGGAAAAGCUACCGCCGCUGCACUGUCGCAAUCCCACAAGACCAAGAAUGAGUAUGUGCAGGUGGGAUCCUACAAUGCCACGCAGAAGCAAGUCAUUGAAGCACUUGAGAGGAUCUCCAAGACAAAGUUCGAGCUCAAACCGUUGGACAACAAAGAAUUGUAUGCUCGUGCGACUAAGCAUGUCGAAGAAGGCGAGUGGAACACUGGAUAUUACGAAUUGGCUUCUGCUACGGUGUACAGCGACAGUGAGGUCACGUAUUUUCCUGAAAAGGCAGCUCACUGGAAUGCCGUGCUUGGCUUGGAACAGGACGAGAGCUUUGAUGAGAUGAUCUCCCGUGUGUUGAAGACAGUAUGA
This is a messenger RNA of Fusarium sp. VM40, 912 nucleotides long. The record is from the annotation of a GenBank genome assembly. Lineage: Eukaryota; Fungi; Ascomycota; Sordariomycetes; Hypocreales; Nectriaceae.